AUGUCUCCCCUAAAGGCGACACCGCAACUCGAGGAAGAAGCCCCAAAUGCCAGGCCAGAACAGAAGGUGGAAGACGUAGAGAGGCAGGAUGAAGUGAACACCAAAGAACAGGGUGCAGCAACACCCACCAUGGCCAGCAAUGAGGAACAACCACUCGGGCAUACAGAUAGCAGCUCCAGCGACGCGAGACUGUCUGCUCAAGCUGGAACCGAGGGGCAUACAGAAGAUGCAAGCACAGAGGCAACAGCGCCCGAAGAUGGGCAAAAGAAAGUCAAAUCCAAACAGACUGAUGAACAGGAGGCAUCUGAUGCCACGGGAAAGCAAGAAAUGGCAGCCGCUGAGCAGACAGACGCUGAGUUGGUAGAAGAGCUCACGGCCAAGACAGAAGCUAUGGUUGCAGCCUCGACACCGCCCCCAGAACCGUCAACGACACCAGUUGCUGGCAAAGAGGACGUGCGCUCGCCCUCUCCUCCACCGCCUCCACCUAAGGACGACAAGUAUCUGUCUACCAGCAAUGCUCCUAGUCGAGCUGCCUCGCCCUUGUCGCAGGGCAUGUCGAGUGAGAGGAACUCGGAGGACAAUGCAGCUUCGAGCUAUCCACCCACAACCGAGGCAACAGAUGACUCCGUAGAAGGCUCACAGUUGGAGAUUCAGAGCAUUAUGGAGCAGUUUGAGAGCAGUGGGGGCCCCGGUGCAGACGAGAUUAUGUCACCGAGGCUCGAGUUGGCCAGCCCGCUCCUCGAAUCUGCCUCACCCGCCUUUCCACCACGGCAGUCGAGCCUCGCGCCCGUCGACAAGCCACUCCCCACCCCCAGCGAAGACGCCGCCUCGACACAAUCAAUCCAAUCCCCACCGCCGCCACGAACAUCCUCGCUCUACCGCGUGGGCACCAGCACUUCCUUUGCAGAGCCCUCCUCGCCCAGUGCACACGCCUCCAAGUACAAGCCAGCCCAACCUGCCCCAGAACCCGAGCCAGACCUGCCGUUUGACUUUCACCGCUUUCUUGAACAGCUACGUCAUCGGACUGCAGACCCCGUCGCCAAGUUCCUCCGCUCAUUCCUCUUCGAGUUUGGCAAGAAACAAUGGAUGGUCCACGAGCAAGUCAAAAUCAUCAGCGACUUUCUCGAGUUUAUUAGCAAGAAGAUGGCACAAUGUGAAGUCUGGCGAACCGUGUCGGAUGCCGAAUUUGACAAUGCACGCGAAGGCAUGGAGAAGCUCGUCAUGAACCGCCUAUACACCCAGACAUUUUCGCCAGCAAUACCACCGCCAGAGCCGUCAUCGCCGCGGAAAGGCCGGCGGAGACAAGACCCGCCAGGGCCCGGUCGACGAGGCCAACAUCAAGAAGACGUUGAGCGCGACGAGGUACUCGCUCAAAAGAUACGCAUAUACAAGUGGGUCAAUGAAUCACAUCUCGACAUCAAGCCUGUAGGAGGAAAGGGGCGCAAGUUCUUGCAUCUGGCGCAACAAGAAUUGCUCAAGAUCAAAUCCUAUCGUGCCCCUCGUGACAAGAUCAUAUGCAUCCUCAACUGCUGCAAAGUUAUCUUCGGCUACCUGCGCACUUCGAAUUCCGAUCAAUCCGCCGAUGCCUUUGUUCCACUGCUCAUAUACACAGUCUUACAAGCAAAUCCAGACCACCUCGUCUCCAACCUGCAAUACAUCCUCCGCUUUCGAAACCAGGACAAGCUCGGUGGGGAAGCAGGGUACUAUAUCUCUUCUCUCAUGGGUGCUGUACAAUUUAUUGAGGGUCUGGACCGAACAUCUUUGACGAUUAGUGACGAGGAAUUCGAGAAGAAUGUCGAAGCUGCAGUGUCAGCGAUCGCCGAACGCCACGCAAUCGAGGAAGCCUCUUCGUCCUCGGCCUCAAACCCGCCGGAAGGCAACGCAUCACUCUUGCAGCCCACCUCUCAGCCUAGACCCUCGAGUCACAAACGCAUGCCCUCGCCGCAUUACCAUCACAUUCCCGAAAAAACAACACCACUCCGUCCCGAACUCACCCAGCGGAACAGCAUGGAAGCCGAACGUGCAGGGCCCCGACGCUCCACCAGCGUCAAGGACCGAAAAUCUGAAACUGAGCCCCCAGAGGAAGAAAACGCCGCCGUUGCAGGCCUCCUUCGAACCAUACAACGACCACUUAGCACCAUCGGCCGCAUUUUCUCUGAUAACGAUACUUUCACUACCUCCAAUGCCGCUUCUUCCUCUGGGCCCGCCUCAACACCCCAGCCCGGCUCAACACCACGACACACACCACUCCCUUCCCACCCCUCGCACGAAUCCUUCCCUGGUCAAGCCGCAGUCUCGCAGGUCUCGGAGAAACAGCACCACCAACAGCAACUGCAGCAGGAGCAGGAGCACAGACCACGCAUGACAGCGGAAGAGUCCGCGGCCCGCCAGGCGAGCGCCGAGGUAGAGGAGGCGCGCCGGAUUCAUAGACAGGAGCAUAAUGUAGUUGUGGAGACGCUGGCAGGUAUGUUUCCACAGUUGGAGAGGGAGGUAAUUGAUGACGUGGUGAGGUUGAAGGAGGGACGUGUCGGACUCGCAGUGGAUGCCUGUCUUGCACUCGCGAACCCCUAA
This is a messenger RNA of Plenodomus lingam JN3, 2571 nucleotides long. RefSeq lists its product as uncharacterized. NCBI's taxonomy places the organism in Eukaryota, Fungi, Ascomycota, Dothideomycetes, Pleosporales, Leptosphaeriaceae. The record is from RefSeq and is a predicted model, not a curated record. Gene Ontology annotation, cellular component: cytosol; endocytic vesicle. Gene Ontology annotation, biological process: vesicle-mediated transport. Gene Ontology annotation, molecular function: guanyl-nucleotide exchange factor activity; small GTPase binding.